CAACUGUGCGAGAUAACUACUUUGACUAGCAUCGUCUUGAAGGAAAGAAAGUUUUUACUCAGUGUUUAACGAUUCUUUGACGAUGGGGUCGAACAUUUCUUCUACUUGAGAUAUCUCAAACAAGAGGAAAAACUGUCAUAGUAACAUACACAUGACGCGAAAGAGUGAUAACUACGCGGGGAAAGUGCCAAAUGAUUCAACUGUCCAUGCAGCUAACGAUGCUGGAAACCUGAAUAGUCAUGCUGGGAAUGAAAAUUAUAAAUGGAAAAGAAUUCAGAAGAACAAUGCUAAUGCAAGCAAUUUUGACUUGAAAAACUUGGAUUUCUCACAGAUUGAUGAUGAGUUAGAUGAUGAUCCCUUGAAUAAACAGCUUCCUAGUGCUGUUGAUGUGAUUUUAUCAUCGAAAUCAGCAGAUACCAAUCAGGAAAUACUCGUUUCAAAGGACCUGGGUAGAAGUAAGAGCCCACUUUCACAGCAGGAAUGUGGGAUUGCACAGGGAUCCCAUAUCAGUCGAGCUCGUUUGAAUUGUACCCCGCAAUCAAAUGAGGCAGUGGGUUCCGCUGGCAAAAUUGCUGGGAUAAAAAGUUUGGGAAGUGCCUCAGUUUCUCAUACUGGGAAUAAUAAUCUUAAGAGUAGAUAUCAGAAAAAGAAUGUUCAGCCAGCAUCUGGAAGUCAGACCUCAAAUAAUAUAACGGAAGAGCCACCGGCUGCUAAAUAUCAACCUCCUAUAUCGUCUUCAUUGAAUGUGGUAAUAAAUGCAGGUCAUAAUAUAGAAAAUAUAAAAGCUUUACCAGGUGUUCCGGAGGAGGACUGCAAGAAUGCUACUGCUUCAAAGUUGAUGAUUCAUGGAGAUAAAGCCCGAGGCCAAACAUUUUGUGGUCUUCAAAAUGAUUUCAGAAGCCUUUGUCGGGCAGUGAGUGAGGCCCAUAGGACACAACUAGCUGUUGAAGCUAUUGAGAUGAGUAAGGGCUAUCCUGUUGCUGAGUUUGAGAAACUUCUUCAUUCUGCCUCUCCAGUUAUAUGUCCUUCCGUUAACAUCCGUACUUGUCAGGGUUGCGUCCAUGGUUUAGGUGCACCUCUAUGCAGGCAUGAGAUACCCAAUAUCUCUUUAGGGAACUUCUGGCAGUGGUAUGAGAAAAAUGGGAGUUAUGGUUUAGAAGUAAAAGCAGAGGAACAUAAGAGAUGUAAACAACAUGGUUUUGAUCGUCUUAAGUUUAGUGCAUACUUUGUUCCAUAUUUGUCAGCCAUUCAGCUCUUCAAGGAUAAUGGAACUCUGGGGUCCAUAGAUGUGGUGGACUCUGGGAAAAAUAAAAUAUCUGAGAGUUCACCCAGCGUAGACUUUCACACAAUAUUUUCUACAGUUAUACCUAAACCUCGUAUUGAGGACUCAAGCUCUUUGCCGAGAAGGAAGGUUGUCUCCGACUCCGGGUCAUCUUCAAAGUACAGCGAUACCGAAUUGCAUCAUCCACCAGUUGAAUAUAAGUUGUCUGAUGAUAAUGUGGAGCUUCUGUUUGAAUUUUUCGAACGGGAUCAGCCCCAAAGUCGUAAACAUUUGUUUGAAAAGAUUCGGGAACUUAUUGCUGGUCGUGGGCCUUCAAGUGGUGGAGUGUAUGGAGAUCCAUCAAUCUUACAGUCCGCACGCUUACCUGAACUGCACCCUCAUUCGUGGUUUUCUGUUGCAUGGUACCCCAUUUAUAGGAUACCAAACGGCAACUUCCGUGCUGCUUUCUUGACUUAUCAUUCACUUGGCCAUUAUGUUAACAGAGGCCACGCACUUGGUGCUCAUCGUUUGGAUACCUGCAUAGUUUCCCCAGUUGUGGGUCUCCAAAGCUACAAUGCUCAGGGUGAAUGCUGGUUUCAGCCAAGGCACUCCACCAACCACCUGAAAGAAGUGACCUUGGAUUCGGAUCCACCUUCAGUUUUACGAGAUCGACUAAAGACACUAGAGCAGACUGCAUCUCUUAUGUCACGAGCUAAGAAAACGAAUGGUACAGAAACACUCGUGAACAAGCACUCUGAUUACGAGUUUUUCCUGUCCAGGCGCCGUGUUCGAUUACCUUGAUCUAUCUCGUUUCUCAACCAUAUACAGUUCUCAUCAAAGGUUUUGUUGUGUGUUUCCAGCUUAUCUGAGUCCAACUAUGAGAGGCUUACAUCCAUUUUGAUACUUUUUAAUUUUCUGGUUUGGAGAUUCUUGUAUUGCAUUGAAACUAGGUACAACCCUUUUCUGGAUUAAAAUAGUGUCGGCUUG
Messenger RNA from Lycium ferocissimum, 2248 nucleotides. RefSeq lists its product as uncharacterized. The record is from RefSeq and is a predicted model, not a curated record. Lineage: Eukaryota; Viridiplantae; Streptophyta; Magnoliopsida; Solanales; Solanaceae. The transcript has 4 exons. The coding region runs from base 152 to 2062 and encodes 636 amino acids.